Molecule: messenger RNA, 5365 nt
Organism: Carassius gibelio (silver crucian carp)
Lineage: Eukaryota; Metazoa; Chordata; Actinopteri; Cypriniformes; Cyprinidae
Product: alpha-1,6-mannosylglycoprotein 6-beta-N-acetylglucosaminyltransferase A-like
Exons: 17
Coding region: 350-2578 (742 amino acids)
Biological process (GO): protein N-linked glycosylation
Cellular component (GO): Golgi apparatus
Molecular function (GO): alpha-1,6-mannosylglycoprotein 6-beta-N-acetylglucosaminyltransferase activity
Source: RefSeq, a predicted model, not a curated record
GGUCUCCUGCGCGUCUCGACGAUCUUUGUGUUGAAUGUGAUCAGACAGCGAAACGACACACACCGACCGUUGUCAGGUGCCUUGAAUCACACCGACGCCGACCACAUCGCAACCACCGGCUUUUCUACAGCCUUUAACAUCCAUAUCACCACCUUAAAUCUUUAAUCAGUGAUUUCAUUGUGAUGGCACAUCUGGAGGGCGUGUCUUUGGUAUGAUUGACAGCUUGCGCUAAAAGGAAUGGCCUACAAUGCGGGAAGGAAAGAGUAGACCACUCCCACAAACAUCAUGAGGCUCAACUCAUCCUGAAUCGCACACACUGCACACAAUCACACAAACGAACUUCCUCGCCAUGGGCUCCGUCUACCUGUGGAAAUUGUCCUCCCAAAAGCUGGGAUUCUUCCUGGUGAGUUUCGGCUUCAUUUGGGGGAUGAUGCUGCUUCAUUUCACCAUCCAGCAGAGGGCGACACAUGAAAGCAGCGCACAACUACGUAUGCAAAUAUUGGACCUCAGCAAGCGAUAUAUCAAAGCUCUCGCCGAGGAGAACCAAAGCGUGAUGGACGGACCUUACGUAGGCACCAUGACGGCAUACGAUCUGAAAAAGACUCUAGCUGUACUUCUGGAUAAUAUAAUGCAGAGGUUAUCGAAGCUGGAGUCUAAAGUGGACAAUAUCAUAUACAACGGCACCAGUACCAACCUGACAAAUGGAACCGGGACCCCUGGACCGAACCCCGUCAACCCAGAGAAAGUCAAUGUUGCAGACUUGCUGAACGGAGCACAGGAGAAAUGCGAACUGCCCUCGCUUGACGGGUUUCCGCAUUGUGAAGGGAAAUUGAAGUGGAUGAAGGACAUGUGGCGUUCGGACCCCUGCUAUGGGAACUACGGAGUGGACGGAUCCACCUGUUCCUUUUUCAUUUAUCUGAGUGAGGUUGAAAACUGGUGCCCUCGCCUGCCGUGGAGGAUCAAGAAUAAUCCUGAAGAAGCUGACAGGAAUUCACAGAGGAAGAUCCGCACGAGUUUCGAUGAGCUGUAUCGCGUGAUGUCGCGGCGCGAGGAGUUUCGCUGGAUGAUGCUGCGGAUCAAGCGCAUGGAGGAGCCGUGGGUCGGUGCCAUACGCUCCCUCGCCACCAAACAAAACCUCCACAAUCGCAAGCGCAAAAAGAUCCUGGUGCACCUGGGUCUGCUGACGAAGGAGUCUGGUUUUAAGAUAGCGGAGAACGCGUUCAGCGGCGGUCCUCUGGGCGAGCUGGUUCAGUGGAGUGACCUGAUCACCACCCUCUAUCUGCUCGGACACGACAUCCGCAUCUCAGCGUCUCUCGCUGAGCUCAAGGAGAUCAUGAAGAAGGUCAUGGGCAACAAGUCCAGCUGCCCUACAAAGGGUGAUAAGAUUGUGGAGCUCAUCUACAUAGACAUCGUCGGCCUGGCUCAGUUCAAGAAGACUCUGGGCCCGUCCUGGGUUCAUUAUCAGUGCAUGCUGAGGGUCCUAGACUCGUUCGGGACGGAGCCGGAGUUUAACCACGCCCACUACGCCCAGUCGAAAGGGCACAAAACUCCGUGGGGCAAGUGGAACCUGAACCCCCAGCAGUUCAACACCAUGUUUCCUCACACUCCAGAUAACAGCUUCCUGGGCUUCGUGGUGGAGCAGCACCUGAACGCCAGCGACGUCAGGCACAUCGACGACAUUAAGCGCCAAAACCAGUCACUGGUUUACGGCAAGGUGGACAACUUCUGGAAAGAUAAAAAGAAGUACUUGGAUGUCAUUCAUUCGUACAUGGAGGUGCACGGCACGGUCCACGGCACGAGUACAGUCCACCUGCCAGACUACGUCAAGAACCACGGCAUCCUGAGCGGACGCGACCUCCAGUUCCUCCUGCGCGAAACCAAGCUCUUUGUGGGACUGUCCUUCCCGUAUGAAGGCCCCGCCCCUCUGGAGGCCAUAGCCAAUGGCUGUGCUUUCCUCAACCCAAGGUUCGACCCGCCUAAAAGCAGCAAAAACACCGAUUUCUUCAAAGGCAAACCCACACUCAGAGAGCUGACCUCCCAGCACCCUUACGCUGAGGUUUACAUCGGACGGCCGCACGUCUGGACCGUCAACAUCGAUGAUCGCGCAGAGGUGGAGAACGCCAUUAAAGCCAUCCUCAGUCAGAAGAUAGAGCCGUAUCUGCCGUAUGAGUUCACCUGUGAGGGGAUGUUACAGCGCCUCCACGCUUUCAUCGAGAACCAGGAUUUCUGUCACGGUCAGGUGAUGUGGCCUCCUCUCAGCGCCAUGCAGGUCAAGCUGGCUCCGGCAGGUAAAUCCUGCAAGCAGGUGUGUCAGGAGGAGCAGCUGAUCUGUGAACCCUCCUUCUUCCAGCAUCUCAAUAAAGACAAGGAUCUGUUCAGGUAUGGUGUGGAGUGUAAGACGGUGGAGUCUGCCAGUGAUAACGUCGUCCCCGCCUUCAGCGAAUCGGCGGGCCAUUGCGUAUUCCAGUCGGACCUGCUGCUGUUCAGCUGCGCCGGGGCCCAUCAGUCCCUCACGCGCAUCUGUCCCUGCAGAGACUACAUGAAAGGACAGGUGGCGCUGUGCAAGGACUGCUUAUAACACGCACACUUCGGCCACUCCGUGCGACUAACCUGACGUCUCUUCAGCCGCCGUUCUGUACAGGACCGGACUGUAUCAAAGUACAGACAUUGCCAGUGUGGUAACGUGCGGUGAUGCGAUUAAAGAAUUCAGAGUAAUCCAACUUUUGUGUUUUUCCCAUAAACUCACGAAAAAAUAAAAACGAAAACGCUGGAGUGCGGCAGCUCUCGGCUCUUGGCCGAAAACAAAAACACAGGAGGAUCAAAAGAGAAGAUGAUUUAUUUUGCUGGAUUUUUUGUUUUUGUGUGAACUUGAACUAGUUUCAGGCUGACAUACUUGAAGCGGAUUGCAGGGAAUCAGAACUGCACACUGCCCCCUGCUGGUGUGGAGGAAACACUGUAGUGACAUUUAUUACCUUAGUUCUUCAUUCUACUGUUUUUAUUUCUUCGUCCAGUUUUUCUUCUCUCUCUGAAGGUGACAUUUAUCAUUGGACCAAGUCUGAUGACUGACUCUGAAAAGCAUCUUUGACCAUUUUGAAGACUUUUACCGAGUGUGUGUUUAUUUGUGUGUGUGUGAGUGUGAGAGAGAUCUUGUUGUUUGGGAAACAAACUUUGCAAAGAAAUUUCCCAACUUUUACACUGAAACUGGACUUUCCACAUACUGGCUCCGUGAAAUGACGUGUUCACAUGUAAAUAACUGACAUGAAAACACGCGACCCACUUUAUUCUGCAUGGUUGUUUAUUUCCGACCGUUUAAUAACAGCACAUGCUAACACUGGGAAUUUUCGGUGUUGGUCACGAUCCACGUUAAAUAUCGCCGUACUGCAACUGCCGGGUGUGAUGAUUUAGUGAAAUACACACGUCGAAAACCAGCCAGUAUGAAGAAGAAUGCCAACCAACCGACCAAACUAACCAUUGAACUAGUAGACUGAAUUCAACUAAUUUGGGACACAUUUUGCUGUUGCGUCAAUUGGCAAAAGUGUCCGAGUUUACCUGAAUAACACUAUAUCACAGGUUUCAGAUGCUCUACAUGUGGAUAAAGUAAACACCAAUACAAUCACAGAUAUUUCUGUAAAAGUUUAUCUUUAUUUGUAUAAAAAAGAAAGAUAAUAGUGUACAUUACUAGGAUAAAAUACUUGUUUCUUUUUUAUAUUUUGUGCUAAAAACACAAAUUGGCCUUGGUUUUUGAUUCGUUUUUAAUUUCUUGAAUUUGCCUGCCUGUUAUCAAAAAACCUCAAAAUUAUUAGUUACUUGUGUUUUGGAAUGAAAAUGCACUAUAGCGAAGAUUUGACACCAGAUUACGACACUGUACAAUUGUUUGUUUUUAAUUUAUUUUGUACACAGAUCUUUAUCUCUGCCUGUUGAUUUUUAUGUGACUAUUUAUAGAAGAGAAAAUUCUUUAUAGAGGGAAAUAUUAUUUAUCAGACUAAUUUAAUGUAAGCGCACAUGCGUGUCCAGAGUACUGUCUGAAAAGAAAUAUAUGGCGGAACUAAAUAUACAGUGCAUUUAGAUUUAUUAUUAAUUUAAUACUUGAAAGGAUGUGAUUUUGAAUAUUAAAUUAAAAUAAUUAUUAAAACAAUUUUAGUAACCGAACUGUUGAAGGAACCCAUUGAAUAUUGUUUUCCCAGACUGUGGACAACAGUUUGGUUACCAACUUUUUUCAAAAUAUCUUCGUGUUCAACAAAAGAAAGAAUCUCAUACAGGUUUCGAUCAACUUUAUUACAGAAUUUUAUCCCUUUAAAUUACUCUAAAUUCUUUAAUGACAAUGUGUAGAAUUUCAAUUAAAAAUACCUGAUUACUUAACUACAAAAUGUAGUUUAAUAAUUCAGUUUCAGCAUAACGUAUCGUAUCGUAACAUAAUUUUCUUUGUCAAUACUCUGGACAAACAUUGCGAAUACAGUUUAAUUUCGAAAGCCAGCAAAAACCUCAUUUGAUGUUUUUAUCCGGUGUAUGAUUUCUGUACACAUUUGCACAUUUGUAAAUAUAGAUGGGUCUCUUCUAGUUUUCCACUCUAACUUAUGCGAUAGUUUUACGUUUGCGUUUCCGCUCUGUCAAGAUCUGCACGUUUGUAUGUAAAAUGAAGGUCGUCAGCCAAGCUAUUGUUUCAUCUUGUUUCAUGAUGUGCCUUCUAAUGGUUACUAGAACUGUCUGGCUUGUUUUCCUUUACGAAAUGGCAAAUGCUGGAGGUGAAAUGCUAGCUAGCUAAAAGCCAAAAUAGUAGUUUGAUAGCUGAACUAGAGUCGCUCGGCAUUUAGCGUGAAAUAGUCUUGCCAAACGUUCGGUGGUUGUUGACACGCAAAAUCACACAAUCAAACUAAUAUGUUUAGGUUACUAAUGUUGUUACUUUUGGUUUACAGUAUGAAGGAAGCCACCGUUUUGAAAGUGUUUGUGUUCGUACGGCUUAGCUGUAGCUAUUUAUAAUGAUGACUGUCAAACUUUUAUUGAAAAUAUUAGAUAAGUCGAAUUUUAAAAAAUCAUGGCCAGUACUGCUCAUAUAUCGGAAAUAAUUUGGAGCGAAACCCAAAUUGUGAAUGGAGCCAAUAUGCUAACGAUGUUCUGUUUUACGUUGCUGUUAAUAAUAAUUGCUUUUGUUUGAAAUUGAAAUGCAUUUACACAUCAUCUGUAAACUUAUCAACUCAAUGGGUUUGUUUUGAAGUUGUUCUUUUGUUUUGGGGGUGAUUUACAUUCAUUAUGAUGGAUUUUAAGACAUUCAUGGAAAAAAAAAAACGGACACAGUUUGUUUUUCAGUGAUUUUGAGGAAUCAGUAGGAUAUAUCUUUAUUUUUCAAAUAAACAUUUUUCUGUGACAA